CUGCCUCGCAUCCGGUGAGGGUUGACGUAAGGAGUUCUCGCUACCAAGCCUUCCUCUUUUACUGUGGCAGCGAGCGAGAGGCACCAUGAAGGCGUCUGGCACUCUGAAGGAAUACAAGGUUAUCGGGCGCCUGCUGCCCUCAGCCAAGAACCCCACGCCUCCCCUCUAUCGGAUGCGGAUCUUCGCACCAAACCAUGUCGUCGCCAAGUCCCGUUUCUGGUACUUCGUCUCCCAGCUGAGGAAGAUGAAGAAGGCCUCUGGCGAGGUUGUCUACUGUGGGCUGGUUUACGAUAAGUCGCCUCUGAAGGUGAAGAACUUUGGUAUCUGGCUGCGUUACGACUCUCGAAGUGGCACCCACAACAUGUACAGAGAGUACAGGGACAUGACCACUUCUCUGGCUGUAACUCAGUGCUAUCGUGACAUGGGGGCUCGCCAUCGUGCUCGCGCUCAUGCCAUCCAGAUCAUGAAGGUGGAGGAAAUUCCUGCCAGCAAGUGUCGCAGACCUGCCAUCAAGCAGUUCCAUGACUCCAAGAUCAAGUUCCCUCUGCCACACAGAGUACUGCGCCUCCAGCACAAGCCACGUUUUACUACGAAGAGACCAAACACCUUCUUCUAAAUGAAACGCUCAACUUUUGGAUAUGUGCUUUAAUAAACAAGUUACAUUUGG
This is a messenger RNA of Polyodon spathula (Mississippi paddlefish), 667 nucleotides long. RefSeq names its product ribosomal protein L18a (gene rpl18a). The transcript has 5 exons. Gene Ontology annotation, molecular function: structural constituent of ribosome. Lineage: Eukaryota; Metazoa; Chordata; Actinopteri; Acipenseriformes; Polyodontidae. Gene Ontology annotation, cellular component: ribosome; cytosolic large ribosomal subunit. Gene Ontology annotation, biological process: translation. The record is from RefSeq and is a predicted model, not a curated record. Bases 86 to 616 code for a protein of 176 amino acids.